Paramecium sonneborni is the source of this 424-nucleotide messenger RNA. The record is from the annotation of a GenBank genome assembly. NCBI's taxonomy places the organism in Eukaryota, Ciliophora, Oligohymenophorea, Peniculida, Parameciidae.
AUGCCCAAUAAACAAAAAUUAUAUCAUAAAAUGAGAAUGUCCUUUUUUCUUAGAAAGCAUUCUAUAUUAAAAUCUUUUAAAGAUAGUAUAUAAAGAUUGCUUUUGUGCAAUGUUUUGUAAAAUUCUUAAUAUUAAUAAGAGGGCUGGCUCAAAAAAACAAAUUAAAAAAAAAUAUAAAAGUAAGAAAAGAUUACUAUAAAUGCAAGAAUUUUGCUGCUACGAUUAUUAUUGCUGGCAAAUAUUAAUAUGGAAAUAGUCAUUUAAUUAAUUAGUUCUCGAUCUAAUAAAGUAGAAGUAUUAUAAAUAGAUUUAACUAGAAAUGUUAACAGAGUUAUUUAUUUAAAGUCAGUUCUAAAUAGAUAACCAAUUCAAGCUAUUUUAAUAGAUAUAGAAGGUUAGUUUGUUGAAAAAGAUGGAAACAUGA